This is a messenger RNA of Parasteatoda tepidariorum (common house spider), 2485 nucleotides long. RefSeq names its product cationic amino acid transporter 4. NCBI's taxonomy places the organism in Eukaryota, Metazoa, Arthropoda, Arachnida, Araneae, Theridiidae. Gene Ontology annotation, biological process: transmembrane transport; amino acid transport. The record is from RefSeq and is a predicted model, not a curated record. Gene Ontology annotation, cellular component: plasma membrane. Gene Ontology annotation, molecular function: amino acid transmembrane transporter activity.
ACUUUAACACAAAUUCAAUCCACUUUUAUAUCAAUUACUUAAGCAGUUGUACAAACAAUUUAGACAUCAUGAAACUUGAUUCGAAUUUUUAUCCGAAGGCGUCUGCAGCAAUGAAAUCUUUCACGCAUUAUUUCUAAUUAUAUACUUUAAGCAUAUAAUUUAGUAUUACAAGCAUUUAUUAAGUCAUUUUAUGGAUAUAUAUCAUGGAUAAAUUAAGAAGUAAAAAAUUAAACACAAGUUCAUAAGAUCUAUUUAUCAAAAACAUUGGAUACCAUUAUAGUGAAAAUCCAUGGAUAUGAGUGGGCAUUUAGAAAUUGUUACAGAGGCGGCCCCAGUGUCUAGCGCUCCAGAAGAAGACAGGCGACGAUCUUCUAAUUUUUCAACUCACAUGUCAAGAACUCUAGAUGGGGAACGACGACGAUCCUCUGAUUUUUCAACUAUUAUGUCUAGAGAUCCAGAUGGUGACAGAAGAUGCUCUGAAUUUUCAAUUAGAACUUCAGAUGGGGACAGAAGACCAUCUGAUUUUUCAACUCGCAUGUCAAGAAGAAAGAGCAUAGAUUCAUCAGCUAUUUUGGAUACGAACUUGCGACGAUGCUUAACAACUCUCGACAUCACCUUAUUAGCCGUGGGACAAAUGAUAGGAAUGGGUGUUUACGUCAUCAUAGCUACAGUUGCCAAAAAUAUUGCAGGCCCUGCCAUCAUUAUUUCAUUUCUAUUUAGUGGUGUGGCAUCAUUUCUAAGCGCUCUUUGUUAUGCUGAACUUGGUGUUAGAUAUCCAAAAUCUGGUUCCGCGUACUCUUAUACGUAUUUGGCGCUUGGCGAACUAUGGGCUUUUAUUGUCGGCUGGAACAUGGCACUCGAAUAUGUCAUUGGUGCCGCUGCAACAGCUAGAGCUUGCAGUGCUUACAUAGAUUCCUUAACGGAUGGUUAUAUUAAAGCUUCAACCAUUAAUAUAACAGAAUCUAUAAAUGAGGCAUUUUCGAUUGAAUACUUAGACUUUUUUGCUGUAGGUCUAUUAUUACUGGUCGUGAUAUUUCUUUCGUUUGGUGUUAGAAUAACUUCCUAUGUAAAUAACAUAUUUUCAGUCAUAAGUCUUGCUGUUAUUAUUGUCAUUCUCGGAGUAGGUGCAUAUUAUUCAGACAUUAGUAACUGGACCGGACCAACUACAGAGGGAUUUAUGCCGUAUGGAUGGUACGGAGUUCUGGGAGCAUCUGCUUCCUGUUUUUAUGCUUUUGUGGGAUUCGACUGCAUAGCAUCAGCUGGGGAAGAAACCAACUCACCCCAAAAAGCAAUACCUAGAGCUACAAUGAUAUCAAUGGCUAUAGCGACUGUUAGUUAUGUGGGUGUCUCCAUAGUGUUAACUCUAAUGGUUAAUUACAAAGAUUUAUCUGGUGAUUCCGGACUCCCAGAUGCUUUUGGCAUGCGUGGAAUUUAUUGGGCAAAGUAUUUGGUUGUUACAGGCGCAAUUUGUGGUAUGGCAACAGCAAUAGUUAGCAUAAUAUUUGCUAUGACACGUGUCGUUUAUGGCAUGGCUGAAGAUGGUUUAUUGCUAACAUUUUGUUCUAAAAUUAGCCCCAGAACAAAGACACCUCUUCCUGCCAUGUACAUAUUUGUCUCUCUAUCUGGAAUUUUGACAUUGAUUUUAAAUAUCAAUUCUUUGAUCGAAAUAAUGUCGAUUGGUGCUCUUAUUGCUUACCUUGUUGUGAGUAUAUCAGUCAUUGUCUUGAGAUAUAAGCCACCUAUGAUUUUAAAAACUGCUACGCGGGAAUUAGACACAAUUACUGAAGAUAAAAGAAUGUCUUUCACAGAAGAGACAGAUCCUGCGGGUAGAUUGAAGGAAAUAUAUCGCGUUAUGUAUAUUUUUAGGUUUUUCCCACCGCGCAUGGCGCAAAAAGCGAUAAUUGCAUUCGUAAUAUUUACUUUCUGCCUUUGUGGCUUCACAAGAGGAUGUCUAAAGUGGAUUUUUGGUGGUCAAGUAUGGGCUCUUUUUGUUUUCGUUUGUUUACUUUUGUGCGUUAUAUUGUCUUUGCUUAUCAUCGUCAUGCAUCAUCAGUCAAAUACAGAACUCAGAUACAAAGUACCAUUGUUUCCAUUAGUACCUGCUUUAAGUAUUAUUCUAAAUGCCAUUUUGAUAGUUAAUUUGCAGUUAAUUACAUGGGUGAGGCUUCUGGUUUGGAUGGUAGUUGGUCUUGCACUUUAUUUCACGUAUGGCAUGGAACACAGCAAACUAGAUCAAGCGAUGCAAACAUUGAGAUCUUGGGUACCAAAUCAAGCGAAUCUCCCAGGCCGGUCUAAUUUUACCAAAAGAGCAAGAAAUCAACCAAGACCUUCUCAAGAAGGUCUUUUCGAUAAUCCCUUACCAGAAACCAUAAUUAAAGAAUAAUUAUUUAUUGUAAAAGAUCUUUAUGCCAUUUAAAAAAUUUUAAAUGCUUUUAUGUAUCUAUAUAAUAAAUAUAUGUACUACUUCAGUAACAUUUUUUGAGUU